Molecule: messenger RNA, 417 nt
Organism: Aphis gossypii (cotton aphid)
Lineage: Eukaryota; Metazoa; Arthropoda; Insecta; Hemiptera; Aphididae
Exons: 1
Coding region: 64-417 (117 amino acids)
Source: RefSeq, a predicted model, not a curated record
GUGUGUGCCUACUUGCCUUAACCGGCAACCGAAAGACGACUAUUUGACAGAGUGAAAUCGCACAUGGUUCACGGACCGUGUGGACAACUCAACCGCAACAGUCCGUGUAUGUUGGACAACAGUUGUUCAAAGAAGUAUCCCAAAGAAUACAGUGAAGAGACUCUGUACAUUUCUGAUAAUGGUUACCCGACUUACCACAGACCGAACAACGGACUUGUGGCAAACGUCAGAGGUCACCCUGUCGGCAAUGAGUUUGUUGUCCCGUACAACCCGUACUUGCUGGUUAAGUAUGACGCACACAUAAACGUUGAGGUGUGCUCUACUGUGAAGAGCGUAAUGUAUUUGUAUAAAUACGUAUACAAGGGCCAUGACGCGGCUACCUUGGAAAUUCGGAAUGGAGACGAAAUAGAUAAGUAA